Sporothrix brasiliensis 5110 is the source of this 1368-nucleotide messenger RNA. RefSeq lists its product as uncharacterized. Bases 1 to 1368 code for a protein of 455 amino acids. The transcript has a single exon. Lineage: Eukaryota; Fungi; Ascomycota; Sordariomycetes; Ophiostomatales; Ophiostomataceae. The record is from RefSeq and is a predicted model, not a curated record.
AUGACUUCACUCAAAGCCAUUGGCCUCUUGGCCCUGGCCGUGGGCAGCAUGGCCGGCCCUGUGCAGCGCCGCGCGGACGAGGACCCGGCCGCGUCGACCACCGAAACGGCCGUCGUGACAGCGCCCGCGGCGCCGUCCGUGGAGGUCGUGACGGUGACGAGCACGAUUGUCCGCACGCGCUGGACAUCGACGCAGAUUGUCGAGGCGACGCUCAACUGCACGGGGUACGUGUAUGCGACGGCGGCGGCCACGUCGCCCGCCGCGCCGCCUGUGGUCGUGACGACGUCGGCGUCGGCGGCCGCGCACAACAAGAACAAGCGCCAGGCGGCGUCGGGUCCGUCCUCGCCGCUGGUGACGCCGACACCGGUCGCACCCACGAGUGCGCCGGCCGUCCGCACGCGCACACGCACCGUCUACGCCGUGAAAACAGAGACGGCGGCUACGCCGUAUCUGCGCACACGCUACGGCUGCAGCACGACGCUGGCGUACGCCUUCACGGUGGACACGACGACGACCGUGGUGAUCCCCAAGACGGUGUAUGCGUCGACGGCGACGGCCGCGGCCCAGAUUACGUGCCCUGGUGUGGGCGGCUUCCCGUACGGCGUCGGCGGUGGGUUCGGCGGCGGGUUUGGCGGCGGAUUUGGUGGCGGAUUUGGCGGUGGAUUCGGUGGUGGUGCUGGUGCUCCGGCGCCUGCGCCUGCGCCUGCGCCUGCGCCGACUGCCGCCCCAAAGAAAGAGGACCUGGAGAUACUCCCAGCGCCCGAGACGGUGUACGUGCCCGCGGACAACUCGUCCUCUGCCGCCGCGCCGCCAGCGACAACGUCUGCGCCUGCGGCCGGUUCCGUGGUGGUCUCGACGACGACGGUCCACCUCACCAACACGGCCUACACCCAGGCGGUCGUCAGCGACACGGCCGUCGCGACGGUCACGUCGUACGCGUGCAUCCAGCUGCCGUUUGACGCCACAGUGACGCGCGCCGCGACCGUGACGUCGUGGUCGUCGACGACGACAGUCACCAGCCUCAUCAGCUGCGCGCAGCGGGCGGUGCCGGCGGGCCCGCCGGGCGCGAAGCCGACGGCGAGCACCCUGGCUGGACCGGCGGGUGCGCCGCACAAGCGGCAGGCCGCGGAAGCCCCCUCGAAGCCGGCCCCCACGUCGUCCGAGACAGCGACACCGGCUCCGGCCGCGCCGACAACACCAACGUACCACCGCACGACGUACGUCGUGUCGACGGCGACGGUCGUCCCGACGGGCGUGUCCACGCACGUGGUGUACAACUGCGCGCCGGCGAGCGAGACGACGGUGGCACCCGCGAAGCCGACGUCGGCGCCGGCGCCCGCAUCCGCUCCCGAGUCGGAAUCGUCGUAA